Molecule: messenger RNA, 1876 nt
Organism: Aphidius gifuensis
Lineage: Eukaryota; Metazoa; Arthropoda; Insecta; Hymenoptera; Braconidae
Exons: 7
Coding region: 335-1876 (513 amino acids)
Biological process (GO): cell surface receptor protein tyrosine kinase signaling pathway; intracellular signal transduction
Source: RefSeq, a predicted model, not a curated record
AUACAGUCGGUUUAAAUGUCAGUACUUUGUGGUAUUAGUCAUGUGUAUUCACACUUGGCCAAGCACAUGACUCAACCGUUCAAGUGACAGUAGGGGAAUGAAGAAACGUCGACAAAUAAAUACAUAAAAAAAAAAUAAUAAUAAAAAACAUACAUUACAACUGAGUGCAAGUAAGUGCAACUGAGCCACGACUACAGCACAAGCCAAAGACAGUCUAAAAAAAAUUGUAAAAGUUUUAAAAAAAAUAAAUUGUGGUAACCAGAUGCGUUGGUGGAUCAUCACGUGGGACUAAAAUUAGUUGUUUUUUAUUUACAUUUUUGUGAUAAAAAUAAUAAUGUCAGAAUUAUCACGUUCAAUUGCAAUUGAAUUGAUAUCUGGCUGGAGCACAAAAGAGGUGAUUGACAUUCUUCAAAAGAAUGACCUUGAAGACUGCUGUUCAGCUGUGCAAAAAAGACAAAUUGAUGGAGAUGAACUCUUGCACUUGACUGAAGGAAAAUUAGCACUAUGGAAACGAGAUUUAUCACGACCACAAAUACGAAAUUUAUGGAGUUUUGUCGAAAUGCUCAAUCAAACACCACAAAAAUUUGUAUCUCCAUCUGUAAUUUCACAACACCGAGAAGAGCCAACAAGUGAUUCUGGCUCUUGGGGUACAGAUUUCGAGGAUGAUGAUGAUGAAGACAGUGAAAAAUCAAAUAAUCAACAGCAACAUAAUCAAAAUGAUACUUCCUACAUUCCAGAAAGAAGUUUAAAUUUUCGUAAUAGCUUGUUGAUGUUUCAAAAACCUGAUAAAUUAAAUGAACAUUUAAAAUCAUCGGAAAAACAAGAAAAUAUACCUGAAACAAUUUACAAUAAUUGUGAUAAUAAUGAAACAAAUUAUCAAACUGAAAAUGCACAUAUGAAUUCCAAAGAUAAUGAUAAUAUUUCAUCAAAAAAAAAAUUAAAUACUUGUUCAUUAGUUAAAAAUUUAAGUAUUUCUUCAUCCUCUGUUUAUCAAGAGAUACAUACUGGAGUUCUACAAAAGCCUCAAGAUGUUAAAAAAAAUUUAAAAUCACCUGAAAAAUCUGAUGAACUACCACGUCCACCGACAAUGCUUACAAACUUUGAUCUCGUUGCAAAUUUACCAACAAAAGCUGAAGAAAGUGAAGAUGAAUACGAGCAAUUUGAUGAACAAAUAAUAAUAGAAAAUCAAAAAAAAUUUGCUAGUUGUAAUUCAAUUAAUGGAUCAAUUGAAAGUUUUGUUGGUUCAAAAACAGACAGUAGUGCUGACAGUAGAGAAAAAGACGAAGAAAUUUAUGAAUCAAUAACUGAAACACCAGAAGACACAGCGUAUCAUUGUCUUCCAAAUCAAUCGUCAUUCAUGAAAGAAUCACCUCCUCCAUUGCCAGCAAAACCACUUGUUCCAGUUGACGUAUCAACAAUGCCAAAGAAACUUAAUGAAAACGAACGUACACCUGAUAAAAAAUCAUCAAUGCUGGAUAUAAGAGCAACGAGACCUCUUCCACCACCACCAGAAAAACAGUCUUAUAUGGAUUGUUCAUGGUUUCACAAUGUCUCAAGAGAACAAGGAAUUGCAUUGAUCAAAGAACGACCAUUUAAUGGAUACUUUUUGCUUAGACCAUCAUCUUCAAAUCCAAAUAAUCCUUUGGCUCUUGUUCUUUGGUUUAAAGAUCGUGUGUACAAUGUCCCUGUUAGAAAAAGAUCUGAUAAUAGAUAUGCUUUAGGAUCACCAAAAGUCAAUGAACAAACAUUUUUAAGUAUUGAAGAUAUUGUUAAAUUUCAUUCACGUGAGGCGUUGAUGUUAAACAGUGGUGGUGUUCAAACUGGAAGCACCAAGCUCACUGAAACACCACCAGGAGGUGGAUACUUUAAAAAGUAA